Molecule: messenger RNA, 1704 nt
Organism: Rhodamnia argentea
Lineage: Eukaryota; Viridiplantae; Streptophyta; Magnoliopsida; Myrtales; Myrtaceae
Product: alpha-farnesene synthase-like
Exons: 7
Coding region: 1-1704 (567 amino acids)
Biological process (GO): diterpenoid biosynthetic process
Molecular function (GO): magnesium ion binding; terpene synthase activity
Source: RefSeq, a predicted model, not a curated record
AUGGAGUCCGAAACAGAACAAGUCCAGUUCCAGCAAUGCCAAGCGAAUUCGCCGCAAGUCAGAAACAAGAUGCAUCAAAGAAGAUCGGCCAAUUACAGGCCUAACAUUUGGAAGUACGAUUUCCUUCGGUCGCUUGACAACAAAUACGACUUCAAAGAGGGAAUCAAAGAACGGGUAAAACGGCUUGCGGAGGAAGUAAAACCAAUAUUAUCGGAAUCAGUCAAUUCAGUCUCCAAGUUGAAGUUGAUUGACAGCAUGAGAAAGUUGGGGUUGUCCAACCUUUUUGACACUGAGAUGAAAGAAGCCCUUCAAACAUUUGCAUCCACCAACAAUGGCGUUUUUAACAUGGAAGAUCAUCUCUAUGCCAGGGCACUUCGGUUUAGACUCCUAAGACAACAUGGCCAUGUCGUUUCACAAGAUGAAUUAAGGAGCUUCAAAGAAGGAAGGAACACAUUGAACAGAAGCAACUGCGAAGAUGUUGAAGCUAUGAUAGAGCUUCUUGAGGCCUCACAUCUGGCUUUGGAAGGCGAAAACAUUUUGGAUGAAGCGAAAGCCUUCUCAACUGGGAUUCUCCGCGAGAUAGCCUCUGGUUUGGACGGUCGGCUCUCCGAACGCGCCAUCCAUGCUAUGAAGCUUCCGAUGCACUGGAGGGUCCAGUGGUUUGACAUCAAAUGGCAAAUCGACUUAUAUGAGCAACAUGAGGACAAGCAAAGUAAUCUGCUGGAGCUUGCCAAGCUCAAUUUCAAUACGGUCCAAGCCACAUACCGGAAAGAUCUUGUAGAGAUAUCCAGGUGGUGGAGGGAUCUGGGACUUAUGGAACAUGUGGACUUCACAAGGGACCGACCGGUCGAGAGUUUCUUGUACGUCCUAGGAGUCUCUCAGGAGCCACAGCUCAGCACUCUCCGAAAAUCUGUCACCAAAAUUGUCAUCUUGAUACUCGUGAUUGACGAUGUGUACGACCUUUAUGGUUCGUUGGAGGAAUUAGAAUGCUUCACCGGUGCCAUUACCAGGUGGGACUCGGAGCCGAUUCAACAGCUUCCCGAGUGCAUGAAGGUCUGUUUCCGAGCGCUUCGCGAUGUUACAUACGAGAUCGCACAUGAUAUUGGCAAGGAUGAAGAUUGGCAUCGAGUGCUACCACAUCUCACGAAAGCCUGGGCUGAUUUUUGCAAAGCACUACUUACCGAAGCAAAGUGGGACCAUUCGGGCUACACGCCAUCUUUGGAAGAGUACUUGAGCAAUGCAUGGACAUCAUCUUCAGGACCACUGCUCUUGUCUCAUGCUUACUUCUUUGUGGGACAGAUGAAAUUGGAGGAUGUAGCAGAUUUACUGGAGAGAAACAAGGAUCUCAUUUACAAUGUGUCCAUGAUAAUUCGACUCUGCAACGACUUAAGAACAUCAAAGGCUGAAAUAGACAGAGGAGAUGCUCCAUCAUCAGUGGUGUGUUACAUGCGAGAAGCGAGCGUAUCAGAAGAUGUCGCUCAGGAGCAUAUCAAGGGAUUGAUUAACCAAGCAUGGAAAAGCAUUAAUGCCCAAUUCUUUGGCAAUGCCGAGACGCCGUUUCUCCAACCCUUCAUCGAUGUCACUGUAAACACUGCUCGUGCUGCACAUAUGAUUUACCAAUUUGGAGAUGGGUUCGGCGUCCAAGACGGCCACAUAGAGCGGCAAAUUCUAUCUACGGUGAUCGAGCCUCUCGCGCUCGACUGA